CUUCAAGCUCAGUGGCCUGCAGUCUGUGGCUUGGGAAAGUGUGGUUGUGCAGGCUCAGGAUUUCGUUUUCUUGGUUAAAUAGUUCCACAAACGAGGCUUUCCAGACCAACCCAUUCAAGUUUUCAUACAUGUCCAUGCAUCUUGCAGUAGUCUUCUGUGUGCAUACAGCCUAUUGACGACUGAGACAAGAUGAAGUGGAAAUGGCUGUCGUGGUCACUGGUGGUGCUGAUUGUGUCUCAGACCCUGCUGACCAAAACUGCAGCAAAUGAGGAGGCUGUAAAUGCCAUUAGUAUUGAGAAAUCAGUGCUGGACUUACUAACUCCACUCAUAGGAGAUGUGACCACAGCUCUUCAAGGUUUCAUUGACAUAGGCAAGAUUGGGAUGGGUGUUGCAAAGUUUAUUACUAUAAUAAGUGACCAGACUGAUGGUAAUUUAGUUCCUAAGACCAAGACCCAUCAUUGGCGUUCCCGCAGACAGGCCUUUAAUUACUUACAUAUAUUCAAUGUUUCCCUGGAAGACAUGAACUUUGGCUCAUAUAUUCCCUUGGCAGACCGGAAAAUGUUAGCAAUGUUUGAAGUGCUUUCUGAUCGUCUGGACCAAAUGGAAAAUGGAGUCAAUGGAGUAGCAAACUCACUGCGAGACCUUGCCAAUGGGAUGCAAAACAUGGUGAGAUGGGAAAUUGCACUCAACACCAUGGAAGAGUACAUCCGGCCCAUUAACACCUUGUACAGAAGAUUCCGUCUAUACCAGAAAAUGAAAGACAAAAUUGAAGAUUAUACUCUUAUGGACUUUGCCAAUACUGUCGUGUCCCAUGACACUCACUCAGUCAUGUCCUUAAUGGCUCACCUGCACAGUAUGGCAGCACCAGAGGCAUCACUACGAACAUCAUCCCUUGACGAGGCACUGUCUGUUUCAGCUUUGAAUGACCCAAGAUUUUUCUACCAUGUGAAUGAAAAAGUAACACGCAAGAUGAUACUACAAGAAAAAUUGAUAACUGAAAACAUGCAUGAUGAUAAUCGCCCUGAACAACUUUCACUUCGUCCAAGCCUCUUCCGUAUGCUGCAAGACACCUUAAAAACCAGUGAUAAUUGCCACUUGCACCAAUCACCACAGCAACUGAUUGAAGGACUCAAUAUAAUACUUGCCCUCACUGAGGCACGAGGAUUUGCAAUGUUGGAGUUCGCAUGGAUGAUUUUAAGAGUAUAUAAUGAAGGCAAUUUUACUGUAGAACAAGAAGUAUCAAAGAAACUGUACCUGCAGUAUUCUGAAGAUAUUAUGAGUGAAGCAAAGAGUGUUCUGGACGAGGUACCUCGGGAAUUCUUCAGAUGUGAUCCACGGCACCAUGAAGAAGGCGAAACAUAUAUUCAGUUGACUGAACUUUUGCAGGGCUAUAUAGAAAAUGAGGUUGACAUGAAUGCAGAUGGCUCAUGUUCACAAAACUGUGGGUAUUACCAACAUGCUAGAAACGAAGGAUGCUACAUGCCUCAAUCCCAGUACUGUGGCCAGCAUCGACGUUGUAAUGGCAUCAUACAUGACUGUAAGUUCUAUGAUGCAGAUGCCACAGUGUGUCUUUCUAGAAAACCCUACAGACGGUAUGACUCCAUCACCUAUGAAAAUCGCAAGCAUCUAGGAAGCUACCAGGAUUGCAGAGGCACAGAAAUGAAGGUGGACUCUUGGUGGAGAUUUUUGUAUCACUGCUCCUAUUGUUUAUGUCUGUGUGAUGAUGGUAGCUCCCCCUCAAGUGAUCGUUACAUCAGUCUGACUCCUGCCCUCAGUGACCUACAGAAGAACAUGAUAGUAACAGGGGUGAAGUUUACUAAACAAAGGCGAGUGAUCCACGUGCAGAUACAGCAAGGGCAGGUACUUCCUCAAGGCCAAAUUAAUAGUUCAACCAUUCAAUGGGUGGAAACAGAGCCCAUUGUAAUUAACAAUCUUAAUUACACUGAAGGUACAGAUUACAAGAAACUGUCAUUUGAGGACCGCAGCAUUGAUUUAGACAAACUUGAAGGACCUGGGGGCCAUGUAGUUACUGGUGUACGCUUCAGAAUGCUUGGUUCACACUUAAACCUAGAGAUUAAAAUUACACCAAUCAACUACACGUCUGGAGUGAUGCAGCCCAUCAUGAGCUACUGGAUUAGUAAUGACAACACUCCAGCCAUGGCAAAGAACCCUAGACAAGAAAUUGACCUUCAUUCCCCUGAUGACCCUACCAAGUUCCCAGCUUUGUCUAAGAUUGACUCUCUGCCCGACACAUUCAUGCGAUUUGUUCCCACAGACCGAGUGAAAGAUGUUGCUCAACUUACAGUUCCUUUCUUUGACUCACAAACUGUGGCACCUACUCCUAGUUCUUGGCUAUCAGGCAUAGAGCUCUUCCAUAAGGGCCAGCCUGGGUCUGGGGGAUUCUUGGCAAUGAAAGUCUUUAAUUAUGAUAUGACACCUCACAUGGAAGUAAGCAGUAAUGAACCUAGAACAGUAUUAUUGCCUAAAUCUCAGUAAGCAAUAGUGUUUCCCUUGAAACAGAUGAUAACAUAUUUUUUUAAAGCCACCUUGGUAUAUGUACCAUUAUUUUCUGAUUAAAACUGUAUGAAGCCUUUGAUAUUUACUAUAUGAAUAUUUUUAAGAAAGAAUUUUCAAUUUGGAUGUAACAUGUUCAUCAAACUUAAAAAUUCAUUGAUAUAAGCCACACUUUCAUGAUACAAGUUCCUUAGAAAAAGACUAUGCUGAAUUUUCUUAUUGAUAAAUUUUCAUAAAGCAUCUCUCAAAUUCAAGAAAUUUACCUAAGCAUAUAUAUAUAUAUAUAUAUAUAUAUAUAUAUAUAUAUAUAUAUAUAUAUAUAUAUAUAUAUAUAUAUAUAUAUAUAUACAGUAGUACUUCGUAAUUCAAACUUAAUUGGUUCUUUUGGGCUGUUCAAGCUGGGAAUGUAUUGGGAAGCAAUUUAUCCCAUUCAAAUUAAUGUAAAAAGAAUUAAUCCGUUCCAGGUCCCAUAAUCCCUUUAUUUUAUUUAUUUUUUUUAUUUAUUUUUUUUUUUAUUUCAGUGGGUUUAUGUUGCUAAAUAGGAUAAGACUGAUAGAGAAUGAAAAUGGAAUUAUACGAGUGAGAAAGGAUGAAGCGAAAAUGACAGAAUGAAUGAGGGAGAGAGAGCGAGGUAUUACUCUGUUGUCCCUUAUGUCUGACAGAUAAGGAGGAGGGGAGGUGACAGGGAGGGAGUUUGAGACAAGACGAAAGAGGAAGGGAGGGGAAAGGAACAGUGGGAGGAAGGGACAUACGUGUAAGGGGGGAGAGAGAGAGAGAGAGAGAGAGAGAGAGAGAGAGAGAGAGAGAGAGAGAGAGAGAGAGAGAGAGAGAGAGAGAGAGAGAGAGAGAGAGAGAGAGAGAGAGGGGGGGUGGGUAGAUAGAGGGAGGGUGGGAUAGAUAGAGGGGUGAAAGAAAUGGGGAGGGAUGGGUUAGAAGGGCAGGGAAGGGGAGGAGGAACGCAAGAGGGACUAUGGCGUCGCUUGAACGGGUGUGUUGAAAAUGGAAGACAAAAUUUGUUCGCCAACCCUGUUUGAAUUGGAAGUGGUUUGAAUCGAAGGACGUUCGAAUCACGAGGUAUGACUGUGUGUGUGUGUGUGUGUGUGUGUAUAUAUAUAUGUAUGUAUAUAUAUAUAUAUAUAUAUAUAUAUAUAUAUAUAUAUAUAUAUAUAUAUAUAUAUAUAUAUAUAUAUAUAUAUAUAAUCACAUACAUACAUACAUACAUAGGCGCGCGCACGCGCGCGCACACACACACACACACACACACACACACACACACACACACACACACACACACACACACACAUUCCGAUACUAUGCUACUUUAUAAAGUUUAUAUGUGAAGACACAAUGUAUGAAAAGAAAAUAUGUGUUCAUCUGUCUCCCUACUCCCAUUUUGUUGUUGUUUUCAGUAUAUACUCAGGAAAAUAACACACCCUAACCUCUCUGAUUUAACACUGAUCUUUUUUCUAUCACUUAUUUGUAAUUCAGUUUAUACCUUAUCUAUAUAAAUUUCCCAUUCCUAAUGACUAAAUUUUAGUAUUCCUAUGAUUAAGUAACUACUUUAUAUCUGGUACUAACAACUUUCGCAUAGCAUUCAUUUACCUUUUAUAGUAUUCCUGUCAUUAAUUAGUUUAUAACUGGUACUAACAACUAUGACAUUCAAUUACCAUAGAGUAAACCUUGAUAUGCUACGUGUUGAUUACUUGCUUUUCCAGCAGGCUGGUUAGAUUUAAAGCUCAGUACCUUCAACUAAUUAAGAAUUAUAAUUUAUAUGAGCCUGUGUGUGUGUGUGUGUGUGUGUGUGUGUGUGUGUGUGUGUGU
Molecule: messenger RNA, 4335 nt
Organism: Scylla paramamosain (green mud crab)
Lineage: Eukaryota; Metazoa; Arthropoda; Malacostraca; Decapoda; Portunidae
Exons: 14
Coding region: 190-2496 (768 amino acids)
Source: RefSeq, a predicted model, not a curated record